Meira miltonrushii is the source of this 1155-nucleotide messenger RNA. RefSeq lists its product as uncharacterized. Lineage: Eukaryota; Fungi; Basidiomycota; Exobasidiomycetes; Exobasidiales; Brachybasidiaceae. The record is from RefSeq and is a predicted model, not a curated record. The transcript has a single exon. The coding region runs from base 133 to 1008 and encodes 291 amino acids.
GCGCCACUUUUUUGUUGCCUUUCCGGUCAUUAUUAUCGGCCCGGUAGAGGAGAGUUUUUUUGCAUUGGGGUUUACAGAUGGACUUCCCUUCAAUGUAUCCUUCACGAUCUUCCCUUCAGACACGAUUAAAUCAUGACUGAAGCUCACAUCCAAUCAUUCAAGCAAGGUGGAACUUCCACGCAAGAACCAAAGUUGCAUCUUUUGCCGCUUCUUACACCAUCUCGUGAUGUACUGCAUUCAUCCUCGCCACCUUUGCAUCUGCUGCCAAAAUGGAAGCUUCCUCAAGAGCGUAUCGCAUUUCAAACAAGCUCAAAGUAUGGAACAACGAAUUGGGUAGAAUCUUCGCAUGUCUUUCCAUCGGCUUAUCCCAGAUUUGAAGCAGGACAAACACCAAAGAUUUCUAGUGAAGAGGUCGCUACACAUUUAGCCAAAGAUCUCGCUUCCCGAAAACAACCUCAACUUUGGACAUUGGCACAUAGGAUCGUACCGGUAAGGCCAUGCACAGAAGGUGGUAUGUCUAUCUUGCCGGAAGGAAGAGGAGUAACACUUGUCGUGACACAAAUUGCCAAGCUUGACAAGAAAGAAUGGGAACACGUUAUUCACAAAGCAGUACUAGAGCUUGAAAGCAAAGGGAAAAAGCAUAUAGAAGAGAUAUGGCUAUUGGUUGGCGGUUUGUUGGAAGAAGCAAGAUCAUACGAAGAUAGUAUUCGGGAUGUUGAGCAAUUCACGCAUUUCUACGUUCCGGCACCGACUUCAAAAGAUGAAAUGAGACGAUACGGGCCGCAAUGGCCUGCAUGUACUCUAGGAAAGCAGAGGGAGAAUAUUGGUAAAAAAGGAAGAAUGUUGAUUGGAUUAGGUCACGUUUGUCCGGCAAAGUUGGACUUGUUUGACGGUAUGAUAGCCGCCUAUACCGGAAGGGAAAAAGGAGGAAAGACGAUUGCCGAUGAACUUGUUGCAUUGGGUCAGGGGCCAGAGCAAAAGAUGAUCAUUCCUGAUACGCGGUUAUAAUCCAGCUGUCAUUUCUUGUCAUUUUAUUCAUUCCGAUUGCGUACAAUUUAUAGCCGUGCGAGCGGAGGUAUUGAUUCCGAUCUUUGUGUGAUUGUUUAAAUUCUCGGAGGAUGCGCUGAAUGUUUCUUUUCUCUUCUAACUAUCACC